AUGAUUCCCUUUAGGAAACCUACAAAGACAUCACCCAAGGAUUCGACGUUGCCCUUGAGAAAGCAAGGAAGCUUGGGAGCCGUCAGACCUGCUGCGAAAUGGAUCACGACCCUUCUGUGGAUAACUGCUUUUGGGACGUUCAUCUGGGGAGGAAUCGUCGACGCAAUUAAGGACCGCGUCGACGGAGUAUGGGCGGACAAUGCUUUGCACAGAGGGUCUUGGAUCGACUUUGGUUUCGAUACUUAUGCGCUCCACGAAGCUUCCUAUGUGGUGUACUUCAACUCGAUUGCGAUCUCACUCGCAAUUCAGCUAAUCUCCACUUUCUCCCUGCACUGUACCGAACUGUUAGUCAACGCAACCCGUGACGAGAAGACCAGGCGGCGCGCUGCAAAUCUCAAGGGCAAGGGGGCAAUGAUCAGUCGUGGUGCAAUCAAAGAGGCGUGCACGAGUUGGGAGACGAUCUCGCUCUUCAUCAUCAAGACUGCCGUCCAUUGGGCGUUCGGUGAAUCGCCCAGUGUAUCUUUCUCAGCCCAAGGCACGUCAGAGUUUCUCAUGUGGCCAAAUGCGUUGUUUGUGCUAGGCGCCAUGAUGAUCGUCGCUGCAGUCUUCUCAACAUUCUUAUGCUAUAGACGGUACUCAGGGCCCCAACCUGCAGCUUAUGGACACCUUCAAACAAUAGUAAAUUUCAUAGAUGAGUGGGGACCUGAUGGGCGGCCUCUCUAUUGGGGAGAUAAAGGUCCUGUGGCUUGGGGAGCUGGAUGGGAGGUCCGACAUGCUGGGACAGCUGGCGAGGCUUCUGCGGUGGCACCUAUUCGGAUGGACGCCAGAUACACGUAA
Bacidia gigantensis is the source of this 837-nucleotide messenger RNA. RefSeq lists its product as uncharacterized. Lineage: Eukaryota; Fungi; Ascomycota; Lecanoromycetes; Lecanorales; Ramalinaceae. The record is from RefSeq and is a predicted model, not a curated record. The transcript has a single exon. The coding region runs from base 1 to 837 and encodes 278 amino acids.